This is a messenger RNA of Arabidopsis arenosa, 709 nucleotides long. Lineage: Eukaryota; Viridiplantae; Streptophyta; Magnoliopsida; Brassicales; Brassicaceae. The record is from the annotation of a GenBank genome assembly.
UUACUCUUCUUCCUUUUUCUUUCCAUUUUGUCGCCGUAAAGGAUAUUCAAAAGCGGUAGCGGCGGCGAUGGCGGAUAUUUUCCCACCUCUUACGGCGGCACAAGUCGAUGCAAAGAUUAAAGUCGAUGAGAAAGUCGAUUACUCCAACCUCCCUUGUCCUGUUCCCUAUGAGGAACUCCACCGUGAAGCUCUCAUGUCUUUAAGGUCGGACAAUUUUGAGGGUUUACGCUUUGACUUUACCAGGGCGUUGAAUCAGAAGUUUUCUCUCAGUCAUAGUGUAAUGAUGGGGCCAACCGAAAUUCCUUCUCAGUCAUCUGAAACUAUCAAAAUCCCAACAGCCCAUUAUGAGUUUGGUGCCAAUUAUUAUGACCCAAAGUUGUUGCUCAUCGGAAGGGUAAUGACUGAUGGUAGACUAAGUGCGAGAGUGAAAGCAGAUUUAACUGAGAAGUUAGUUGUGAAGGCGAAUGCUCAGAUAACAAAUGAGCAACAUCAGUCACAAGCAAUGUUCAACUUUGAUUACAUGGGAUCUGACUACAGAGCUCAGCUUCAACUUGGACAGAGUGCCCUAAUUGGAGCAACUUAUAUCCAGUUUCCUUUGAUUCGUCUAGCUAUGACAUAGAUGAGAGAUGAACCUUAACUCGUUCUAUUAAACUUUGUGAUUAUGGUCAUGCUUAGUUUCUGUGGUCAUAAUUAAAAUUUUAUCUUUUUU